Molecule: messenger RNA, 2640 nt
Organism: Penicillium daleae
Lineage: Eukaryota; Fungi; Ascomycota; Eurotiomycetes; Eurotiales; Aspergillaceae
Exons: 4
Coding region: 1-2640 (879 amino acids)
Biological process (GO): protein import into nucleus; ribosomal small subunit export from nucleus; mRNA export from nucleus
Cellular component (GO): nuclear pore
Molecular function (GO): structural constituent of nuclear pore
Source: RefSeq, a predicted model, not a curated record
AUGCCCAAGGUCAACAGCUACGCGCCGGCCUGGCUGUGCCGGCCCUCGCCUGGUGCCAGCCUCUUCACGAGCAAUGCCGACAAGAGCCCUGCGCAGGAACUACAGGAUAAAGCCAAGCCCUCCGCCGACCGCGGUGCGACCAGAACGAUCGCAAAGAGAGGAAACGAGAUAUUUGCGGUGGUCGACAAUGAGAUCCGCUGGUCCAACCUGGCGCGCCUGAAGGAUCAAUGGCAACAACAGGCCAGAAAGAAGAAAACCAAGGACCAGACGAAUGCCGCUUCUCCUCCAUCCUACCGAGUUCUGGCUGUGCCAGUUUAUGGACUCAUCAAACAAAUCCUUCCCUCCCCGAACGGCGCUUUUCUCGCAAUCGUCACCGAGCACACCGUUCACAUUGCCGUGUUGCCGGAUUCUUCCCAUCUAUCGUCAAGCGAUAAAGCCCCGAUUCGACUGAAGACAUACCAGCUUGGCCCGACCACCCAUGUCAUCCCGGAAUCACCAGUCGUGUCUGCAUUAUGGCACCCGCUGGGCCUGCAUACCAAUCUCGGUGGAUGCCUUGUCACAAUCACUGCGGAUGCUGCAGUGCGCGUUUGGGAGCUGGACCGCAACAACCACUGGUCUUUUGACCAGCCCACAUUGGCUGUUGAUCUUAAAAAGUUGGUCGAUGGCACCUCGUCCGAUCAGGACUUUGCGCCCUCCGGAUUCGGCAAGAGCAAGGGAUUCUCUGCGGAUGUCUUCGAUAUGGAGGUUGCAUCGGCUUGUUUCGCUGGCAAUGGAAAUGACAAGGAGGACGCCUGGGCACCCAUGACUCUGUGGGUUGCCAUGAAGCCUGGUGAUCUCUAUGCGCUAUGCCCAUUGCUGCCCUCAAAAUGGCAAGCACCUUCUGCAACCAUUCCCUCGCUCUCCUCGGCUAUCAUCCCGAAGAUGGCAGCUUUUGAGGAAGGGCCGGAGGACUUGGAGGAGGAGCUGAUCGCAUGCCGGCAACAAUAUGAAUGGCUGCGUGAGAUUGAUGAUCAGGAGCCUUUGAACCCUCCUACUGAUUCGGAUACGAUUCAGGGUGCGGAUGUGUUCGCUCGGCCAGCAAACCCAAGUGCCAUUCCGCGCAUGCAAGGACCCUUCAGGUUCGACACUGGAGAUGAGCUUGACGAUCUAGACCUUUGUGAUAUUUUGGUCAUCGCUGCUAGACUGAACGUUGAAGACCUGAUGAUGGGAGAAGACGAAGAGCUGGCCGUGGAAUCAAGCGAUCAGGACAAGCUGUCUGCAACAGUCAUCUGUCUAACCAGCGGCAACGGUCGAGUUCACAUUUGUCUAGAACUGGAUGGCGUCGAGGGUCAGUGGCUUCCCAAGGCUAGAAAGAAUGCCUUCCGGACUCCACUUUCUGAGCCCGCUGAUCUGGUCUUGGUUGAAUCCUUGGAUACCAUCAAAACAAACGGUACCGAGUCGGUCACUUGGCCUACUUUCACCAAGGACAUCCACUCCCGGUAUUCCUUCUUCGUGACGAACACGUCCAAUGUGGCGCACUUCUCCAUGUCGUCCUGGGUGCAAAGAUUAGAGUCGGAAUUGCAGGCCGAGGACACGACUGGCUCAGGCUUCCGGUUGCAGGUUAUAUGCAGUGGAAACGUUGCUCAGAGAGAAAGAAUCUUGCAGGUAUCAGAUGCGGAUAUCGCUUCUCAAAAGGAGCAUUUAGCUGCAUCUCUGGUAUUCCAUGACUUCGACCUGGGAUACCUUCUUCUCACCUAUCUUCCAUCCUGUCCGUAUGCUGCUGUCAUGGAUGCCCCGGAGGAUGCUUUCUCGACAACGAUGGAUCUUCGCACUUACGACCAAAACAAUAUUGCGGAGGCGUCCCCCAUGUUGGCCCCUCGCCGAGCUCCUUACCAAGUUCCGGCCAUCCUGUACGCAAAGUCUCCACUGGAAUCUUUCGUCGAGAAACACGUUCCGCACCGCCAGCGACACACCCUCAAAGAGCAGGUUCGCCUGUCACCAGCCACUCUCGACCUAGUCACCACGGCUCACCGUGUGCUCUCCGCUCACACAAAUGCGCUGGAACGAGCUGCUUCGGACUUAUUCCGCCGUUGCGAGAGACUGCAGGGUGAGAUGAAAGACCAGCUCAAGCAACUUUCCGAUGUUGCUGAGCGGAUCAAGGGCGUGACAAGUGAGAUUGGCGAGGACGGCAAUCGCAAGGAAGGCUCUCGCAAUGGCAACGCGCUUGACAAGAGACUGCAAGCUGCAAAGGACAGACAGACCGACCUUACACAGAGAUAUGAUGCGUUGCGCAAGAAGAUUCUCAACUCUGGUGGUCGGCCUCUGAGUGAGAAGGAGAAGGCUUGGGUAUCUGAGGUGGACGCUUUGGCUGAGUCCGUUGGCGAUUCCAAGCCCAGUGAGGCAGGCCAACAGCUAGCGCAGCGCCUGGAGACUGUCAAAGAUCUCGCCAACGACCUUCUGGCCGAAACCAAGACUCUCACAGCCAAGGCACCAUCGCCCAACGAGCCUGGAAGCCCUGCUUCUCCCAGUGGCGCACACCCCAAGGUGCCGCAGCGACUUCAACGUGCCAAGAUUGCUGAUGCGAUGAGAAUGGUGGAACGAGAGUCUGCGGUUAUCGAUGCGAUUACCGCUCGUCUCGAGCGCCUCAACACAAGCUUAUAA